AUGCACAUCUUGGUAGUCAACGACGAUGGCCCGCCAAGCAGACGCCUAUCUCCAUACAUCCGCCCACUAGUCGACGAACUGCAAGCGAAUGGCCACCAAGUCUCAGUAGCUAUCCCGGCAGCCUCGCGCUCCUGGAUUGGCAAGGCGCACCUUAUCGAAGCGAAGCUUACUGCGAGCUAUGUGCACAAGGAUUCAUUCCGCGAAGAUGGGUCCUGGGAUGAGGAGUAUCAGCCAGAGGAGCAGCACACCAACGGCCUCACCAACGGCCUCACCAAUGGUAACCUCACAAACGGCACAACCGCCACCGACAAUGACGGCAACGGAGAUGACGGCCCAACCCAAGACGAAUGGGUAAUAAUCGAAAACGGAACCCCAGCCAGCUGCACGCAACUCGGCCUGCACAACCUCUUCACGAACCGCCCCCAAAUCGACCUAGUAAUUUCCGGCCCAAACCACGGCCGCAACGCCUCAACAAUCUACAACCUGUCUUCGGGGACGGUAGGCGGGGCCCUGGAAGCCGUGUUUUGUGGGAAACGCGGGAUCGCGAUUUCGUUCGGGAGCAAGGAUGAACAGCCUGCGGAUGUUAUUGCCGCUGCGGCGAGACUUGCUGUGCGCGUUGUGGGGUUCUUGUAUAAGCAUUGGGAUGAGCGUGUUGAGCUUUAUAAUAUUAAUGUUCCUAUGCGGGUUGAUGUUGAGGAGCGGCCGGUGAUAUAUACGCGGACAUUGCCUUAUUAUUGGAAUCGGGGGUGUUUGUAUGCUGAGGAUUUGGGGAAGAAGGGGGUUAAUGGGGUUAAUGGUGCGGUUAAUGGUGGAGUGAAUGGUGUCAAUGGGCAUGAGGUCAAAAGUCGGAAACGUCAGUUCAAGUGGUCGGCUGAUUUGUCCGAUAUGAAAAAGACUAUGCAGGAGAGUGAGGAAGGGACGGAUGCUCAUACUGUGUUGAAUGGGUCUACGAGUGUGACAGCUCUCCGUGCGAACUUCUGGCAUGUUCCUGGCUUGGAAGGGCCUUUGGACGUUUAA
Messenger RNA from Penicillium canescens, 1017 nucleotides. Its product is annotated as 5'/3'-nucleotidase SurE. The transcript is spliced from 3 exons. The coding region runs from base 1 to 1017 and encodes 338 amino acids. Gene Ontology annotation, molecular function: hydrolase activity. The record is from RefSeq and is a predicted model, not a curated record. NCBI's taxonomy places the organism in Eukaryota, Fungi, Ascomycota, Eurotiomycetes, Eurotiales, Aspergillaceae. Gene Ontology annotation, cellular component: P-body.